Herpailurus yagouaroundi (jaguarundi) is the source of this 2924-nucleotide messenger RNA. RefSeq names its product alpha-1-B glycoprotein (gene A1BG). NCBI's taxonomy places the organism in Eukaryota, Metazoa, Chordata, Mammalia, Carnivora, Felidae. Gene Ontology annotation, cellular component: plasma membrane. Gene Ontology annotation, biological process: immune response-regulating signaling pathway. Bases 1416 to 2762 code for a protein of 448 amino acids. The record is from RefSeq and is a predicted model, not a curated record. The transcript has 12 exons.
UUUUACGGCAAAAUGAUAUUUGAUUGUCCAGAGGAAGCGCCCUGGGCCCUGUGGCUACCCUGUCUGGGAAGGGGUAUGAUGGCUGCCCAGAAGAACAAGGCAUCAGCCCUGGCCCCCGGCGUCCUUCAGAGCACACCAGCCCCAAUGACUACUGAGGCAAGGUGGAGUCGCCAGCACAGUGGCCCAGCAGGUGGCUCCAGGAAAAGGUGACAUUCCCUGGAUUGUGCUGAAGACUGACCCUCCAGGCCACUCUGAGGGGGCUGCAUCUGGAGGCCUGGGGGCCUGGGAAGACCCCAGAGAAGCUCCGGUGGAGGCAAAGGACCAGGGGGCCCCCAGAGGGAAGCUGGAGCCUGCAGACUGUAGGAGGGACUGGGGCAGGCCCAGAAGCAUCCAAGAGGGCCUGGUGCCCGUCCCCUUGCCUCUCCACAGGGAGCCUGCCUGCCAGUGCAGUAAGUGCAACAAGACGUUCAACUAGAGUUCCUACCUGCUGCAGCACCAGCGAGUGCACACGGGCGGGAAGCCCUGUGAAUGCCCGGUCUGCCACAGAGCCUUCAACUGGAACUCCAACUUCCUGGAGCACCAGUAUGCACACAGGCGCGCGGCCCCACACCUGCCCAGCCUGGGGCAAGGCCUUCAGCCAGAACUUCGACCUGGCCGAGCCCCUGAAGAUACAUGGGGUCGCGCAGCUACACGCCUGUCCCGACUGGGUCAAGGCCUUCCUGCACGUGGCCGGCCUGUGGCAACACCAGCGCACACAAUGGCAAGAGGCCCUUUGAGUGCACCCAGUGCAGCCAGGCCUUCGUCGUGGGCUCCAGCCUGGCCGAGCACAGGUGCAGGCAGACAGGUCCAGUCAGCCAGUGUCAUCCAUAUAGUGGCAAUGGCGUGUGGGUGUGAUGUUCUGUGGGAAGUUGGGUUGAUCAAGAUCUCGACAGAGAUUGUGACAGACAAUAAGAAAGUUGAGUGAACAGCCCUGAGGCAAGCCGUGAAGGUGUGCUGUUGUCCCGCGAAAAUGAGAUCGGACUCCAAAUCCAUGGUGGAUCACACAGCACAGAAUUAAUCAACAAAGGAGAACCAACUAACAGCUCCUGGAAAGAGCCAGGACGCACCUCCAGGAAGACCACAUAACCUCCAUUGUAGAAUAUCCAGACACAGGGGCACCUUGGUGACUCAGUUGGUUAAGCAUCUGACUUCGCCUCAGGUCAUGAUCUCACAGUUCUUGAGUUCGAACCCAGCCUCUGGUGAGCUUGAGCCCACUUCGAGUAAACGCAGGCCCCGCUUCAGGUCUCUUGCUGAGCCCAGCGACGACGGAGGCGGCAGUAGCAUUCCAGACCCAGCCAGACCUGUGGGCAGAGGUUGAAUCGCUGCUGGAACCCUGGGCCAAUGUGACACUGACUUGCCAUGCCUGUCUGGAGACCAUGGAUUUUGAGCUGUUCAAGGAUGGGGUAACCCAGGAACUUGUGCACCUUGGUUUACCUGCUAUGGAGUACCAGUUCCCCCUAGGACCAGUGACAAGUGACACCCAGGGCCUGUACCGCUGCCGCUCUGGCUUGAGCAGCGGAUGGACCCAGCUGAGCAAUCUCCUGGAGGUGACUGGGGCAGAGACCCUGCCCCCGCCUGUGCUCUCAACGGAGCCCGUGUCCUGGAUCACACCUGGCCUGGAGACAAAACUGCUGUGCCGUGGGGGAUUUCGGGGUGUCACCUUCCUGCUGAGGCUGGAAGGCGAUGACCAGUUUUUGGAGGUGUUUGAGGCCCCUACAGGCGUGGAGGCCACCUUCCCAGUCCGUCGGCCUGGCAACUACAGCUGCAGCUACCGCACCCAUGCAGCAGGUGCACCCUCUGAGCCCAGUGCUACUGUGACAGUUGAAGAGCUGGGCGCACCGUUGCCGCCCACGCUGAGUCUCCAGGGAGCGUCUGCAGCCGCCGUCCUGCACCCGGGUGCCCGCACGACCUUGGUCUGCGUGGCGCCCCUAAGCGGCGUGCACUUCCAGCUGAGGCGGGGCGAGGAGGUGCUGCAAGUACCCAUGAGCUCCACCAGCCCAGACCGCGUCUUCUUUCACCUGAACGCGGUGGCUCUGGGCGACGGCGGUCUCUACACCUGCCGCUAUCAGCUGCGUGGCCAGCAAACCUGGUCCUUGGACAGUGCGCCCGCCGAGCUGCUGCUGAGCGACGAGACGCUCCCCGCGCCGGAGCUCUCGGCCGAACCCGCGACUCCGCGGCCGGCGCCCGGCGCGUCCCUGCAGCUGCGGUGCCGCGCGCCCCGGCCCGGCCUGCGCUUCGCCCUGGUGCGCGAGGACGCCGGCCAGCGCCGGGUGCACCGAGUCCUGAGCCCCGCGGGCACCGAGGCCCACUUCGAGCUGCGCGACGUCUCGGCCGCGGACUCGGCCAACUACAGCUGCGUCUACGUGGACACUGAGCCCCCCUUCGCGGGCUCGGCGCCCAGCGCGCCCUUGGAGCUGCGCGUGGAGGGGCCCCCUCCCAGGCCCCAGCUCCGGCCCCUGUGGCGCGGGGCGGUGACUCCGGGCCGCGACGCCGUCCUGCGCUGCGAAGGCCAGGUGCCGGACGUCACGUUCGAGCUGCUGCGGGCAGGUGAAAAGGAGGCUUCGACCCAGACCCAGACCGCCCACCGCUCAGCGGACCUUGUGCUGACCUACGUGGGGCCGCAGCACGUGGGCAACUACAGCUGCCGGUACCGCAGGUCGUGGCCCAAAGUCUUGGUGUCGGAGUUCAGCGAGCCGGUGGAGCUCCAGGUGGCAGGAAGUUGAUGCAGCUGCAGACUCAGGAUGUUAAUGGUAUUCUUGGCGAGUAUUUUCUCCCUCUGGCACUGAUCCCUCAUGCUGCAGCUGGAGGCUGGACUCACCCCGGGGGUGCUGGAGGACUGUCCCUCAUUCCUCCUGGGAAUCAAUAAAUGCGAAGAGAGACUUUAA